Messenger RNA from Elgaria multicarinata webbii, 981 nucleotides. Its product is annotated as olfactory receptor 5AR1-like. Gene Ontology annotation, cellular component: membrane. Gene Ontology annotation, biological process: G protein-coupled receptor signaling pathway; sensory perception of smell. The record is from RefSeq and is a predicted model, not a curated record. Gene Ontology annotation, molecular function: odorant binding; G protein-coupled receptor activity; olfactory receptor activity. NCBI's taxonomy places the organism in Eukaryota, Metazoa, Chordata, Lepidosauria, Squamata, Anguidae. The transcript has 2 exons.
AUGGAAAACCAUACUGAGGUCACAGAAUUCAUACUAGUGGGAUUUAAGGGCCAGCAACUGAUGCAAAUAGCUUUAUUUCUUCUCUUUUUGAUGAUAUAUGUCAUCACCCUGGUGGGGAACAUUGGCAUGAUCAUAAUCACCAGUGCUGACUCUCAACUCCAUACCCCUAUGUACUUCUUCCUGAAGAACCUGUCCUUCUUGGAUAUUUGCUACUCUUCGGUCAUCACUCCCAGAGCCAUGCUCAGCUUUGCAACUGAAAACAAGGCCAUUUCCUACAAUGGCUGUGCAACCCAGAUGUUCUUCUUUUCUCUUUUUGGGACCGCAGAGGCUUUUUUCCUGGCUGUGAUGGCAUAUGACCGAUUCAUUGCCAUCUGUAACCCACUACUCUACCAUAUGGUUAUGUCCAAGAAGAGAUGUGUUUGCCUCCUGUGCAUCUCUUACUUCUUUGGGUGUGUCAACUGCUGCACCCAGACUGGCUUUACUUUCAGUUUAUCAUUCUGUGGUCCAACUGAAAUAAACCACUUCUUUUGUGAUGUCCCAGCUGUGAUGAAAGCCUCCUGCUCAGACACAUUUAUGAAUGAACUUGUGCUCUUAGCUUUGUGUGGGUGUAUCAUUGUGACCACAGCCAUAGUUGUCCUAAUAUCUUAUGGUUACAUUGUUACUACCAUCUUGCGCAUACCAUCUGUAAAAGGGAGAAGUAAAGCCUUCUCAACUUGUACCUCCCAUUUGAUGGCAGUAAGCCUUUUCUUUGGGACAGUUUUCUUUAUGUAUGCACAACCUGGAGCCAUGUCCUCUCCUAACCGGGGUAAAGUGGUAUCAGUCUUUUACACAGUUGUGAUCCCAAUGUUGAACCCCAUCAUCUAUAGUCUAAGGAACAAGGAGGUCAAAGAGGCUCUAAACAGACAAUUCAGAAAGAAAAGACUUGUGCAUUGAUACAUAGAGGUUCUGUUUCUCCUUUAUCGCUUUGGAAAUGGAAUCUAA